Molecule: messenger RNA, 2268 nt
Organism: Parathielavia appendiculata
Lineage: Eukaryota; Fungi; Ascomycota; Sordariomycetes; Sordariales; Chaetomiaceae
Product: OPT superfamily oligopeptide transporter
Exons: 3
Coding region: 1-2268 (755 amino acids)
Cellular component (GO): fungal-type vacuole membrane
Molecular function (GO): oligopeptide transmembrane transporter activity
Source: RefSeq, a predicted model, not a curated record
AUGGACGAGAAGCAGGCCCUCGAGGCCAGCGCGGCCGCCGCCGCGGUUCGGCCGUUCUCGGAGAGCCAGCCGCCCAUCGAGAACACGGCCGAUCUCAAGACGCACAAUGUCGACGUGGACAAGCUGGGAAGCGAGGUCGGCUCUGGCGAGGAGGUGGAGGAGGACCUCUACCGCCCGCUGCUUAUGGAUCCUUCAAUUCCACACGAGGAUAACCCGCUCACCAUCAGAGCUGUCGUUGUCGGCUGCAUCCUGGGCUCGCUCGUCUGCGCAUCCAACCUGUAUCUCGGUCUCAAGACGGGCUUCACAUUCAGCGCCAACAUGUUCGGAGCUAUCUUUGGCUAUGGAGUCUUGAAGUUGCUCGAGAAGUCGGGUAGAAACCUUCCCAUCAUUGGCGGCAUCUUCGGUCCCCAGGAGAACUCCAUCGUACAGGCCGCCGCGACCGGCGCCGGCGGCACUGGCGGUAUCUUCGUCGCUGCCAUCCCCGCCAUGUACCGACUCGGCGUCAUGGGAGAGGGCCGCUCGCCCAAGGACGACAUCGGUGCCAUCUUCACCAUCACCCUCGUCGCAUCCUUUAUCGGCAUCUUUUACGUCACGCCGCUCCGCAGGUUUUUCAUCGUCCAGGUCGCCCGUGAGCUGAAGCUCAUGUUCCCCACGCCGACCGCCGUCGCCAUCACGAUCCGGUCCAUGCACGCCGGCGCCGCAGGCAGCGUUGACGCCAUCAAGAAGCUCAAGUGCCUCGGCAUCUGCUUCAUGGGCGCUCUCGUCCACCGUGUCGCGUCCUACUACGCGAUUGGCAUCCUCUACGACUGGCACGUCUUCACCUGGAUCCACAUUUGGAGUGGCUACACCAGCUGGGCUUUGAACAUUGAGUCUUGGGGUUGGUACUUUGAGUGGACGCCGGCAUUCAUCGGCUCGGGCAUCCUGAUCGGCCUGAACCCCGCCAUCUCCAUGUUUGCCGGCUCUGUCAUUGCCUGGGCCAUCAUUGGCCCGGCCCUGGUGCACUACGGCGAAUGCAUCGGCCUUCAACGGUACCCCGAUGAUCCCCAGUGGGACAGCCUCUACAAUUUCAGUUCUCUUUCGCAACUGGGCAAGCGGACGCCGUCCCCUCGGUACUGGCUUCUCUGGCCAGGCGUCAUGGUCAUGGUGUGCUCCUCCAUGGCAGAGCUGUUUGUCCAAUACAAGGCCAUCUGGUCGGGCAUGAAGUCGGUUUGGAACCAAUCUUGUGCGGGCAUCAACGACAAACUGGUGGCCCGGGGCAAGUCUAGCGCUUUCUUCGCCAAGCAUGGCAACAACAACUACAAGGAUGAGAACGUGGUCGAGGAUCCUUUCCCGCCGGAGGAGCAGGUCAAGACUUGGAUGUGGGCCUUUGGCCUGCUUGUUACCCUGGUUAUCGGCAUGAUCGUCUUCCACUUCCAGUGGGACACGCACCCGGGCCUGACCAUCCUUGCCAUAGUGCUUGCUUUCCUCUUCUCGUUCCUCGCCAUUCAGAUUGGCGCCGUUACCGACACCACGCCCCUUACGGCUGCCGCCAAGGCUUCGCAGCUCGUCUUUGGCGGCGCCACCAAGAACAGCGGCUACACGGUCGAGCAUGCCCAGAAGAUCAACCUGGUCGCCGGUGCUCUUGCUUCGGGCGGUGCUGACAUGGCCACAGCCCUGGUCAGCGAUUUCCGAACCGGUUUCCUGAUUGGCACUUCACCUAUCAAGCAGUGGAUCGCCCAGUCCUUCGGCAGCUUCAUCUCGGUCUGGCUCGGCCCGGGCCUGUUUGUGCUCUUCACCUCGGCCUACCCGUGCAUCUGGGACCCCAAUUUUCCGGAGGAGGAGAGCUGCCCCUUUUUUGUUCCCUCCGUGUCGGCCUGGGCUGCCGUCGCGCAGGCUGUCACGGAUCCCAUGGUCUCGAUCCCGCUCACGAGCGGCAUCUUUGCCAUCGUCAUGGGCGUCGUCUCCAUCAUCCAGGUUGUGAUCCGCCACUUCUAUCUGGUCGGUGAGCGCGAAAAGUACCGCCGGUGGCUGCCCAACUGGGGUGCCAUCGCGCUGUCGUGGGUCAUUCCCGCCCCCGUGUUCGCCAAUGCUGCGCUGCUCGGCGCCAUCAUUGCCGCACUCUGGAGGAAGUACAACAUGCGCACCUGGGAUAUCUACGGCUAUGCCGUCGCCGCCGGUUUCAUUGCUGGCGAGGGUCUCGGCGGUGUCGUUGGUGCUAUCCUCACGCUCGCCGGUGUCGACGGCGGUACCUAUGGCACCAUGAUUGCCUGCCCUGGCAACGAGUGCUAA